AUGUCCACCACCAUGAGGACGGUUGUGAACGUGGCGGACAAGCAAGUUGAUGCUUAUGAAAAUGUGCGGCCAGAUGUGGGUGUACAACGUGGUCAAAGGUUACUGCAGAAAGGAAAAAUCUUGCCCAAUACCCUCAAGAUGGAAGAUGAAGAAGAAUAUGAAUGCCCUGAUAGUGAAACCGAGUUGAAGUCAGAUGAUGAGGAAAACUAUGAAAAUGCUCAAGAAGAAGAAAAACCAGGAGAUGUAACUUUGAAUGAUGUGCUCAUUUAUGAAAAUAAGAAGGACAAGGUGAAGUUUGAUCUUCGCAAUGGGAACUUAGAUGACUCAUGGUAUUCCAACAAAACUGAACAGAUCCUUGAGAAUUUGACUCAAGACCAAGACCCCAUUGUUGAAGAAUGUCUUCUUCUAUCCUCUCUGUUCCCAGCUCCCCCACUUGUUAAGCAUGGCUCCACAAACGUGCAGUUGACCAAGCCAAGCACAGUUGCGUGUACAGCAACAGAUUUUUGUCCUGGCAAAAUAUCCAUGACGUGGUUCCAAAAUGAUAGGAUUGUGCAAGGCCCCGAACAGCCUCCUGCUCAGCCCAGCAACAGCCAAUUGUUCAGAGCAGAAAGUGUCUUGAAGCUCAUACCAGAAUUUUCGGAUGCCAAUGCCAACUUCUCUUGCCAUAUCCAUCACCAAGCGCACGAAGGGCCAGAGGUACUAAAUUUCCGGCUGCAGUUGCAAGGUGAGUUUGACCUUUUGCUUGGAAAGCAAGGAUUGCUGGCAGCCUUUCUCCAGCUGUCCAGUCACAGCCUCUUUAUUUUAACCCAUUUCUUGAAAUUUGGGCUGAAAGGCAGAGCUGACGUUGAGCCCAGCGAGACCUUACCGGGAACGCCGCCACCACCGGCUCAACACGGACUGAUCACAAGACCACAGGGGGAGAAAUUUGUGGCAGCCGAGUGCAAUGUGAACAAAUUUUAUCCCUCUCAAAUCCACAUUCAGUGGUUGCAAAACGGAGUGCCACAAGAGUGUGUAAAGUCAGAGGUGCACCGCAUGCCAAAUGGGAUGUUUUCCAUCAACAGUGUCUUAUUCCCACAGACGAGUAAUGUUAAACUCACUUAUGUUUGUCGAGUAGAACAUGAAGCUUUGGAGACCCCAUUGGAACAGUCUGUCCAUUGGCGGCCAGGUGAGGGAGAUGCGAUUAUUCAUCCUGAUCUCCCAGUCAAGAAGAAUUCAGUUACAGGAACAUCCAAUGAGAAAAAGCCUCUUCAAAAGACAGAUGAAGAGAAGGUACUUGACAGCUCAAACCCCAAGACAGGAGAGACCAGUAGUGGAUUAAUACCUACAGAAGAGUUUAAUGAUGUGCAGGAACAGCGACUUUGA
Messenger RNA from Protobothrops mucrosquamatus (brown spotted pit viper), 1362 nucleotides. RefSeq lists its product as uncharacterized. The transcript has 10 exons. Gene Ontology annotation, cellular component: MHC class II protein complex. Gene Ontology annotation, molecular function: MHC class II protein complex binding. The coding region runs from base 1 to 1362 and encodes 453 amino acids. Gene Ontology annotation, biological process: immunoglobulin production involved in immunoglobulin-mediated immune response; peptide antigen assembly with MHC class II protein complex; antigen processing and presentation of exogenous peptide antigen via MHC class II. The record is from RefSeq and is a predicted model, not a curated record. NCBI's taxonomy places the organism in Eukaryota, Metazoa, Chordata, Lepidosauria, Squamata, Viperidae.